Molecule: messenger RNA, 844 nt
Organism: Eubalaena glacialis (North Atlantic right whale)
Lineage: Eukaryota; Metazoa; Chordata; Mammalia; Artiodactyla; Balaenidae
Gene: ACYP2
Product: acylphosphatase 2
Exons: 4
Coding region: 174-557 (127 amino acids)
Molecular function (GO): acylphosphatase activity
Source: RefSeq, a predicted model, not a curated record
GGGCAGGGAAAGGAGACCUCGGGAGCCAGGCACCUAGCGGCCUCUUCCUUCCAGGCGUCCCGGGCUGCCCUCACUACCAGUCCCCGCCGUCUCAUUUGCCGCCUUCCGACGCGUGACCCCGGCGCGCUCGGUUCCCGGGCCGGUGACAGGCGCGGGGUGCGCCGAGCGGUCCCAUGUGCGCCCUCCCUCUCGCGGCCGCUGCAGUCACCGCGCCCCGAACCCAGCUCCGGCUCUUCGGCAGAGGCCUCGCCGCCGCCAUGUCUACCGCCAGGCCACUCAAAUCCGUGGACUACGAAGUGUUCGGCAGAGUGCAGGGUGUUUGCUUCAGGAUGUACACCGAAGAUGAGGCAAGGAAAAUAGGUGUGGUUGGCUGGGUGAAGAAUACCAGCAAAGGUACUGUGACAGGCCAAGUGCAAGGCCCCGAAGAGAAAGUCAAUUCCAUGAAGUCCUGGCUGAGCAAUGUUGGAAGUCCUAGUUCUCGCAUUGAUCGCACCAACUUUUCCAAUGAAAAAACCAUCUCUAAACUUGAAUACUCUAAUUUUAAUAUUCGAUACUAAUAGGAGAGAAAUUAAAAUUGUAAUGCUCAUACUGCACAAAGACACUAUGUAUUCUUAAGUCUAUGUACUACAAUGAUUGAUAGUAGCAGAGUAGGGUAAAAAAAAAGGAACUUUCUGUUCUGAAAGCUACAACAUUAUAUGUUACUAAAAAUGUCUGACACUGAAAUAGUUUUACUCAAAUAAUAUGUUUUUAACAAGCCAAAACUUAGAAUUCUAAAAUUUAAAAUGUCAUUACAAAAUAUUUAAUAUGAAUAUUUUACUGUAUUUAAACUUGUCUCAUGGAAUCU